CAUAUUUUACGCUUCGCUCCUCACGGCUCACCAACCAUGAGCACUCAGAUCCAGCAGAAUUAUUCCGCCCAGAUGGAGGCUGCACUCCAGCGCCUGGUGAACCUGCAUCUGCAGGCCUCCUACACCUACCUCUCUCUUCGCUUCUAUUUUGAAGGAGGCAACGAUGUAGCUCCGAAGGGCAUGGGCCGCUUCUUCCAAGAGUUAGCUGAGGAGAAGCGUGAGGGCGCCCACCGUCUCUUUAAGAUGCGAAACCAGUGGAGCGGCUGCCCCUUCCUUCAGGACUGGCAAGAGCUGUCCCAAGAUGGGUGGCGUGGCAGCGUGGACGCCAUGGAAGCCGCCAUGGCCUUGGAGAAGAACCUGAACCAGGCCCUUUUGGAUCUGCAUGCCCUGGGGGCCGCCAACGGAGAUCCCGGUCUCUGUGACCUCCUCAAAAGCCACUUCCUAGAGGAGGAGAUGAAAGUCAUCAAGAAGAUGGGCGACCACCUCACCGACCUCCGCAGGCUGGCUGGCCCUCAGGCCGGGCUGGGCGAGUAUCUCUUCAAAAAGCUCACCCCGCAGCACAACUUGGAGCCUCCCGUGCAGUGCCCAGCAGCCUUUGAGGAACCCGUCUGCAUUUACCCAGUGUCAAGAUGUCCGCUCGAGCUUCUUUCUUCAGCCAGAACGCAACUUUUCAACCAUGCUGACAAGCUUGCCUAUGCUGUGAGAUCAAAUGGAAACAAAAAAGGUUCUUUUUGCAGGAGUGGGAGGUGGGGAGGAAAGCUAGGCUGUGGGGAAAAAUAUGAAGAAUGGGAGAAAGGUAGCGUGUUUAAUCCUCUAGGUUUUCUAGAAAUUGUACCUAGCUUUUGUGAAUUGCUUGUGUGCAUUGAGGAUCUGAUACACGAUGGUUUCUCUGUUAAGAAAAAUGAACUUACCUAUUCAUAA
This is a messenger RNA of Panthera uncia (snow leopard), 921 nucleotides long. Its product is annotated as ferritin light chain-like. Lineage: Eukaryota; Metazoa; Chordata; Mammalia; Carnivora; Felidae. Bases 37 to 921 code for a protein of 294 amino acids. Gene Ontology annotation, biological process: intracellular iron ion homeostasis; iron ion transport. The record is from RefSeq and is a predicted model, not a curated record. Gene Ontology annotation, cellular component: cytoplasm. Gene Ontology annotation, molecular function: ferrous iron binding; ferric iron binding. The transcript has a single exon.